Effrenium voratum is the source of this 720-nucleotide messenger RNA. The record is from the annotation of a GenBank genome assembly. Lineage: Eukaryota; Dinophyceae; Suessiales; Symbiodiniaceae.
AUGGGCCGCGCGGAGCUCCCAUGCGGUGCUGGCUGCGACUGGGAGUGGUGGCAGCGGCAGUGCGCAGCAGCUGUCGUUCUCUCUUCCCUCGCGGAGUCGCCCUUGCACGGGGCCGAUUCACUGGCAGCUGUCCCCAACGAGGUGCCCUGGCGUCGUCCAGUGCUGGCCCCAGCUUCAGCCGCGCACAAAGGAGUUCUGGGCGUGGGGGGCAUUGGGGGAAGGAGCUCAGCCGCCAGCCAGGGCCGGAAGAAGCUGAAGGCCUACUUCAUCAACACGGACCUGGACGAGGCCCGGCGCCGGGGCGCUGAGGAGACCUGCCGCCAGCUGGGCCUGGACUGCCGCCGGGUUGUGCCGCCGCAGCUGAGAAGCGCGGAGGUGCAGCGCUGCGUGGAGACCACGCCGUUGAGGGCCUUCGAGUGCUCCCUGGUGCAUGCGCACCGCAGCAUCUUGCGCCAGAUCCGCGCGGCGCAAGAUCCAGCCGUGGUGUUGGAGGACGAUGCCCGCCUCAACGGCCGAGUCUCUCCGCAGCAUGGCCAGGAUUUGCUGGCCAGAGUCAACUCCCGUGACUUCGUGAUGAUGGGCUGGUGCGAUCCGUCCUGUGCCCAUGCCUACUUCGUGUCCCCAGCUGGCGCCACCAUGCUGCUGGGCCGCGGCUUCGAGAGCUGCUGGGAGAAAGACAAGCCCACGGCUGCCGGCAGACUCCAUGUUCCCAGCCUUUGA